CAUAGGCAGGCGUGUAAGUCCAUACUGUGCAUUGUGUAUAUACAAUAAUAAUAUACAUGAAUGUUUGUGUGUAUAAUGAUCUCGUUAUGGACUGUGGUUAGCAUGAGUUUUCUAUUACCGGUUUUUCAUAGUGAUGAACGCACAUAAUACAGUAUACUCCGAUGACAUAAUUAAUAUAAAGCCACUCACACUUGCACUUGCCGGGAAGAAAGUGGUCGUGUGCGUUGAACGAGCUCUUAUUUGAAUUAUACAUUUAAUAACGGCAACACCGUCCGUCUAGUACCUGAUACUCUGUUUUUAUAAAAAAAAAAUUUUAUAUUUAUACAUAAUUUUUUUUUUGUUUAAUAUCAAUAUUUUAAUAUACCUACGUCUUACAAGUAAUAAUAAUAUUCGCGGUUAUUCUACAGUGUAGCGAUCUACCUAUAUAGAUAUAAUUAAAAAUGCGUGGACACUAUUUUUCAAUUAUUUUCCUACUUUUGGGAUUUGGCUUAAACGAAAUAUAUUGUCAAAAUAAAGAAGUAAGUAACUAACUACUUUUAAUUUGUAUUUAUUACAACGUUCGUGUAUUAAAAACAUAUUAUUAUAUGUUUUUUUUUUUUUAUAUUAUUUAUAAUAAACAAAGCUGUCCGGAAAAUGUAGAGCUCCCGAUAAAGCACCAACGAACCUCGAACUAAUUAUUAAUGUCUGCCAAGAAGAAAUAAAAGCCGCAUUACUUCAAGGUAAAUAAAUAGGUAAUUUGUUCGUAAAUAUAAUAUGAUUUUUCAAUUCAAAUAUUAAUUUACAGAAGCCUUGGAUAUCCUUAAUGACGACGCUUUGGAACAAAAUAAACCAAACGAAAACAGAUCAAAAAGAGAGGUCGACGAAGAUUUGACAAAUGAAGAACGUAGAGUUGCUGGGGUAUGUUAAUCUGGUUCUUUUCAUUUUUAGUCACAUUACAGGUAUGUAUCGAAUUGCAUACCUGUGUAUAUAAUAUAUUGUAAUAGACAUUAUUUUAGAUUCUGAGCAAAGAGAGGAAUGCAUUGAUUUUACAAUGAUAUUUACUUGUAUUUAAAUUUUUUUUUUUUUAUCUGUAAACAAUUUUCAACUAGAAACCUUACUCAGAUGUUUAAGCAUAGUACCUUUUCUAAAAGAAACUUUAUCUGGAUGGUACAAGUCAUUUCUUGAUUUUCUAAGCGGUUUUCAUAAUAAUUCGGAAAAACUGGAAUUAAACAUUCGAAAAAGAGAGAAAUUUACGAAAUAUCUUAUUUUAAAUUUUAUUUUUUUUUUUUUGUUUUGAAUCAGUUAAAAAUAUUUGUAGAAACUUGAAAUUUAUAAAAACUUAUAUUUGCCUUUUCUAGAUGUGGUAAAAUUUUCAACAUAUUUAAGGCUUUUUUAGCUUUUUAUAGACAUUAUAAUUUUGCUAGUUUUUUACGUAACUUUUAUUCGGUAGGUACUUAGUAGAUAACACUGUUACACCAAACAGAACUGCUUGAAAAUUUAACAGAUUCAUUAUAAGUCAUACUUUGAGCGAAAAAAAAUUGUGUGUAAUGUAGAAAUUUUUUUAUAAGUAUUUUAAUAUUAAAUUUUGACGAAAAUCGUAAAUAUUUCGGCAUUUUAUUUAUAACCGAAGUACGCUCAGAAUCUUUUCUCGUUUGCAUUGAAUAACCAUUGCAUAUAUAUAAACAUUAAAUUUCCCUCUAUAUCCUACAUUCCCAACUUCUCAACCACAACAUUGGCCCAACCAUCGUGCAAAGUAUGUUCAUUUUUUUUUCUCUGAAACUAAACGCUUAUAAGUAUAACGUUGUAAUGAAUAAAAUAAUUUGUCCAUUAUAAUUAUUUUUAUGUAAUGAAUAAAAUAAUUUUUCCAUUGUAGUUAAUUUUAUGGAAUGUAAGUACCAGCUAAACAAUUUGCAUUUAAUCAAAUUAGUAUAAAUUUAAGAAUAACCGAAAAUUAAUUAUAGUUAGGCUAUUUGGUUUGUUUAUUUAAAUUACGUUUAAUGUUUUAAGUAAUACAUUAAUGCAAAUAUUAUAGACACACAUUUUUUUUAAAAUAUUAUACAACAUUUUUUUUAUCAAACUUAUUUAAUUAUACCCACAUCUAUUUUAGAUUCUGAGUGGAGCGAAGAAUGUAUUGGUUUUACAAUGAUUUUUAUUUUAUUUUUUUUGUUAUGGACAACUUGUCUACCAGAAAUUGUAUUCUCAUUUACAAUAAUAGUACUUUUUCUAAAAGGAUAUCUGACUGAGGUGGUACUUUAAAGAGGUUAUUUUUAAUUUCCCCAGGAGUUUUCAUAAUACAUGGAAAAAGCAUGGGUAACCCAGGAAAAAACGUAGGAACAAUGGGAAAAUAGGUACAAUAUUAAACAAAUAUUAUUUAAGAAAAUAUAUAAUGCAUAUGUAAAUAUUUUACUUUAAUAUAAAAUAUGUAUUGUUGACAAAGCAACACAAUUAACCGAACUCCGCUCAGAAUCGUUUUUCGUUAGCAAUGGUUAAUCAUUGUAUACAGAUAUACAUUAAAUUUCCUUUCUAUCUUUCCAACUUUUCACCAACAACAGUGAACGUCACUCACGUGCAAUGUUUUUCCGUCUUUUUUCUUUAUUAUGAAAACUCCUGGGGAAAUUAAAAAUAACCUCUUUAAAGUACCACCUCAGUCAGAUAUAUAUAUAUAUAUAUAUAUUUAAUUAUAUUAUAAUAAUCAUUUAAAUUUAAUUUGGGGAGAGCGUUAGUAUAUUGUAAAAAUAAAAAUAAUUGAGUAUAAUAGAUAAAAUCGACUACGUAUUCUGUGUAAAUGGGAUGUUAAGAAAUACAAAUUAAAACAAACUUUAACCUACUUAUUACACAAAUAAUAAGAAUAAUUGUUAAGCCAUUUUUUUUUCCAAUGUCGUAAAGGUUUAAUAUUUAAUCGUCAAUAAGUUGAUAAUCACUGAUAUUGGUGUUUAAUAGAGCCCACUAUUUCACGUGUUCACGUAAAAUUAACGUUCGUUUCUAUAAAACCGUGAAUUUGAUAAAUCCGUGUAAAUUUACUCACAUAUUCACGUAUUUUACUAUAAACAACUAAACCAGUAUACCUAACGAAUUCCUAACGUAUAAUAAUCAAUUUAUCGACUCGAUAUCGGCAAUACGUAAAGGCCGGUCAUUCCCCAUUUAUAUUCGCACCGUAGUACGUAGGUACUACAUUACGAUCGCUUAAUAUCCGUGAAUGCGUGAAUAACACUAAAACAUUCACGUGUAAUAAUUAUAUGUGAAUACGAAUUUUUAAACCGUGUAUACACGGACUCCGUGUAUUACUUACUUAUUAAUUCACGUUUUAAAUUGAGACCUCUAGUUUUUAAUGUUUUAUACCGUUUCUUCAUGUUAUAUUAACUAUAUAUUCACAUAUUAAGUCUGUUAGAUUUGAAGCCGAAGAGUUAUUACGAAUAUAUAGAUCAAAAAACAAUACUAAAUUUAAUAAAUUUAUUUCUGUACUAUACGUAUAUUGUAUACAAAUACAAUGUUAUAGACUUUAAAAUCAGUAAAAGUGUUAACACUAUUACCUAACAGUGUUUAAUGACCGGAAGGAAGUUGCAACCGUUUGAUGGUGUGUACUUUUAUUGAUCAGUUAUAUUAUAGAAGCCACAUUAUAUUAUGAUUAUACAUAGUCAUAUAUUUUAUCUUAUGCUUAAUCUGUCGAGUAAGAUAAUAUAUCAAAGAAUAUAAAACCUUCACUUAUUGCACAACUAAAACCUGUUCCAAACAGUCUUGGUCAUUCAAAUAAAAAUGACUAUGAACUUAUCCCAUUGCAUAUUUCUGCGCGUAAAAUGUAUAAAUAAUAAUAUUACCUAUGAACCAGUCUAAUAGAUAAUAAUUAUUGUUUUCAGUGUUUGCUCCAGUGCGUUUACAAGAAAGUGAAAGCAGUUGAGUACCUAGUGUUCAUUGCGUCUGUCGUCCUACAGAAUGAAUCGGCUAAUUGGUCCGUGUUAUUAUUAUUAUAUUAUGUGUGUUUUAUUUAGGUUGAUGAAACUGGCUUUCCGGUGGCCGAUGGCCUAAUGAAACUGUACAACGAAGGAGUCCAGGACAGAAAUUACUACAUAGCCACUUUAACCGCAGUGAGACAUUGCAUAUCCAUUGCAGAACAGCUAAAACAGCAACAGCCCUCUCAAAAAUUUGGUAAUUAUUAUUAAUAUUUUCAAAAAUAUCGAGGGCGUUUAACCUACUAGAAAUCCGAUUUAAAAUUGUUUUUUUAAAUCUGUGAGCGAAUUACUCUAAAUGAUUGUCGUUCGUGUCUAAUAGAAAAAUGUAAACAUUUUUUAGGAACUCGUUUUCUAUAUAAUAGUAAAACAACAAUACGAGUAUAACACAAAACAUCAAACAUUUUCAUUUCAACAAAAUUGAAUUAUUUUCUAGCAGCAUUUUAUAUUGUAUUUAGCACUACGAACUAUUAAAAGGUCCCUAAUUAUUUUGUUUUAAUAUUUAAUAUCUAAACAAUUUAUUUUAAAAAAUAAAAACAAAAAGGACAAGGCAAUGUAUAACAAAUCAUCAGAAUGUAAUAUAAUGUUUAGUUGUGUUAGUAUUUCAUUAUAAACCAUUUAGAUAAUUUAAAUAAUUUAUUAAAAUAAAACAAUAGACAAAUUACUAUGUAGGUAUUCAUUUUAUUAAUUAUAAUGGAUUAUAAAACAAUAAUAUACCUGUAAAGGUAGGUACUUGCAAUUAUUGUUUAAAACAAACAUACACAUAUUAUAUAUACGUGUUUUACCUAUUUAUAUUGUGUUACCAUUUUAGUCACAAUAAGUUACGUAAACCACAUGCCCCAAAUAAAAUAAAAUUGAAAUAAUAUACUUAUAGGUCUAUUUAAAAAGGAAAAAUAAUUAUAAUCGUAACCCGUUUUAAACUAGUUAUUUUAUAGUAAUUAUUAUACUUUCAUUUUUUUUUUUAUUUUUUUUUUUUUGUUAAGACGUUAAACAUAAAAACAAAUUAUAUGUGUCAAAAAACUUAUUAAUCAUAUGUUAUAAUAAAAAAAUCGGUGUUAUGAUUAAAAACUAGACUACCUGAAAUGUACAAUAUUAAAUACAGAGUUAAAUAUAGAUAUUAAUGUUUGAUACAGAAUAUAAAUGUAAUAGAAUUGUUAGGUAUACGCACAUUGUAUUUAUCUGUCACUAUAGUUGUAUUGUUAUACAUACAAUACUAUAGCUGAUAAAUAUUAUUGUCUGAUAAAAAUUAUUUUAACAUACCAACUUAUAUGUAUAGAAUUAUGCAUGAAUAUAUUGCGCUCCAGAAAUCAUUUACGAUUAUCGUUUUAAUAAAUGUUGUGACAUUUUGCAAAAAAGUCCCUAAAAAGUAUAAUACACCUAAACAUGUCUCACAAAGCAAUUACAUGCAACAUAAAAUUACAGAUUUGUCUUUGUCAUAAAAUGAAACAAAUUUCUUUCUAGCUACGUAUCGUUUUUUUUUUUUAUGGCUGCGCAAAACAAGAUAUGCAAGUACAAAAUAUUAUUAUAAAAAAUGGCAAAACGAUAAAAGUGUUUAAAUGUCCCUCCUCUAACGGUUUUAACUUAUUAAAUACAAUUUCUUAACCCUAUACAAAUUAUUAAACCAGUUAUUUUCUUAUAAUACUUACUGUAUUAUUUGAAUAAAAUUACAUGUUGGUAAUCAUUUGUAUGGUGUUAGAAAAUUGUAUUUCAUAAUUUAGACAAGAAAUUUUUAAACCAUUCUACCAUUUUUUUAGUAUUUUUUUUGCAGUGCUUUUUUAAGCUCUUUUUGUGAAUUUUAGAUGCGAUAAGUCCUGAGGCCAACUUAUCAGUUAUAAAAUAUGUUCUUAAAAAAAAAAAAUUAAAUUCUAAAUUUUAAUAUUUCAUUAGAAUUCUUUACGUGUUUAAACUAUACUAUCGAUGACUAAAUUAAAUCUAAAAUAAUAAUUUACCUAAUGUUUGGAGACUCAAGUUUUAUAUUUAUAAAUAUUGAAUAACUAUUUUGUAUUUAUUUAAAAACCUUAUUAUUUACCUACCUUAAGCUUUAAAUAAAUAUAUGGAAUUCUAAAACCUGUUUGAAAUAGAAUAUUACUUACCGAGUGGCUACAUUAUGGAGCACAAUUUAGUGUAAACAAGCUAUAUGAUAUAUAAUAUAUCAUAUAGCUCGAAUCCUGAUCAACUAAUAAAAUGACGCAAAACUUUAUAAACAUUUGUAGAUAUUCAGCAAAAUCAGUACUCACAGUACACACAUUUCAUAAUAUUGUUAUACACGAAUGACUGUUGAAAUUCAAUGUUCAUGUUUUGCUAUAAAAAUUGACAUUCCCUAUUAAGUAGGUAGCUACUUAAUAUAUUUAUUACGAAUGUCAAAACCUAGAGAAAGUAGAUAUAAUAAUUGAAACGUCAUAAUUUUAGCUAAAAUAACAAUUCUUCAAUACAUUUGAGUAAUAUUCAAAAUUGUUUUUAUGACAUCAUUUUUAUACAUGCAUUUGUAAUGUACCUACCUAUGUUCAUAAUUUAUAGUAUCAUAUUGUGAGUUUACAUAAUGUAGGUACCAAUGCGUUUCGUUGUUGUUCACAACUAUCAUUCAUAUAUUAUAAAAUACUCUAAUUUUUAGUUGAAAACACUGAUUUUUAACUGAACGUAAAUACGUACUUAUACAAUUUCAAAUUCUACGUAAAAUUAUUAAAAUAAAUUGUAAAACUAAUAGAUUUCUCGUUAUGCUCAAAAUUUAAAAAUACAUAAUAAUAUAUAACUACAAUAUAAUAUUAUUAGAUGAGAGAUAUUUUUUUGUAUAUUUUUUUUAUUACAUUAAAAUUUUUAAAGUUUAAUAACAAAUUUUCACGAUUUAAACGAUACCGUUCAUCAAUAUAUUUUUUUUAUUGGAUAUCGUUAAUUAUAACUAUUCAAUACAACACACAAUUUGAAAAAGAACUUACCCUGCAAAAUUAAAGUUUUCCGAUCGUACACUAUUUUUAUUUUAUAUUCAUAUUUUAAAUAAUUAUAUUUUAUAUAUUUUCUGUAAAUUUAUUAUACUUACACUUAAACUGAAGCUUUUUCCCUUCAUAUUUUAUGUUUUUACAUAUAUUUUAUAAAUUAUACUUCUAUAUUUAUGUAAAAAUUUAAAAAAGAAAACCUUUUUUUUAAAAAAAAUAAUAUUCAAUAAAAUAUCAAAAAUAUAAAACAAUAACAAUAUAUCUAAAUUAUAAAUCUGUGCAAUAUACUUAUGUAAAAUAAAUAAAUAAACUGUUUGUUAAAUAGCAAAACAAAGACUAGAGUGUCAUAAAAAUUAUCGUUAAAAGUUCAUCAUCAGGUAAUAGAGCAACAAUUAUGAAAUCAGUUCCAGAGUCAGAAAAAAUGUUCGGGGGGGAGGGGGAAGCAUUUUUUUUUUUUAUCCAGUUUUUGUUAAGUUAGAAUAGUUAUCACCUAUUAUUUUAUGGCUCAUUUAUUCCUCUAUCACUUAUUAUUUAUACACCCUUAGUUUUACAACGUAAAUUUUAAACAUAGUUUGUAACCUUGUAAGAGAAUAUAUGAAUCACUAAUUGUAAUAAGAGAACAUGUCCCUAAAACUUAAUUUUACAAAAGGCACAAAAAACUAUCUAGGCAAAAUUGAUAAGCAGCUAGGUGUACAAAUGAAUAAAUCGCUUUAUUAUCCAGCUUUUUUAAAAUUAAUCAUCUCGAUAUUUUUGUAUCGAUAUAAUAUAAAACAAUAUAAUUUAUACUAAAUAUUAGAACUACUAAUACAUUUUAUUAAUAUAACGAAUGUAUGUAAACUGCAUUACAACAAUAUGAAAAGAAAAAAAAACCAUCGUGGGAGGCAUGCCCCCUAAUGCCUCCCUGGCUACGGCAUGUCGUGGCAUUGGAUGAAAUAAUAAUAUGUAACUGAAUAUAAAAUUAAAAUUAUGAAUAUAUAGAAUGCAUGACUAUUCUUUAUACAUGAAGUUAACCAAUUCUAUUAGAAGAGAUUGUAAAGCACAUGACAUAGAUUUAAGAAGUUUUAUUAGAGUUAAUUUAGAUGAAAAUGUAUCUUAAAUCUAUGUAAUCUCAUCGUGUUUUAUAAUUUCAUAUAAAUUAUAAUAGAAUUGGUUUAAAAAAGAAAAAACCGAAAAUACAGGAACCCGCAAAUUAGUCCGGUUUUUUCAAAAUUAUUUUAAAAUCUAUAAGGAAAACUAAAAAGUAACUUAAUAAAACAAGUAAUCUCACCCCAUAAUUACAUCAAUUACAAAAUAAUAUCAAAUACAAAAUUCCACUAAAAAGUGUCUCUGUCGUUUUUUGAUUGGAACAAAAUUUCUGGUAGAAACGUUGUUUACAACACAAACUAAUAAAUCACCCAUCAUAAUAAAUUGAACCAAUACAUUCCUUAUUGCGCUUAGAAUAGAAAAAAAAAAGUAGUUAUUUGAAUUUGGUUAAUUGGAAUAUUAUUAUACAGUGUAUAACUUUACUACUAUAUCAAUAACUUUUUUAUUUAUUUUUAUUUUAGAUGAUGGACAAACAUGUGAUCUUGCCUAUGAAAUGUUCGAAUGUGUGAGCGAAAAAAUUGAUGAAGUAUGUAAAACAUAUUACACCUACACCUAUAUAAUAUAGGUACCUACUCAUAAUUUAUAUUUACAAAUAAAUUAUAUAUAUUUUUGUAGAAUUGUGGCGUAGAAGAUAAAUCGAACAGUGUGGCUCAACGUUAUGUUUAAACAAUUUUUACUUAAAAUUACGUGUGUAUAAUUGUAUACUAUUUUUAAAGUUUUGUAUACGUUUAGUAUUUAUAAGGUAUAUUUUAUUAUAAUUUAAAGUAACUGUUAAUUUGUCGUAGUUAUCUUAAUUACUAAAUAUAUUUAAUUUUAAUUAAACUGAAUACAUUUACUAUUGUCACGAUUUGAUAAUUUAAGUGAUUUUUAUAAAGGAUUAAAUUAAAUCACUAUCUAGCUAUUUGUAGUUUUAACUAUAUUUUAUAUCAGAGUCUAUUAUUCUUGUGUGUUGUAGUUUGUAGCAUACCUACUGCAGACACAUUGUGUAGUAGCAAAAUACAAGUGUGUAAUAGGUAGCAAAUGUGUGUUGAUUGUUAUUUUAGUAACCCCCUAAACAAUUAUUUGGAUACAUUAGUACGUAUAAAACUUUUACUGAGUUUAUCAAUUUGAGGAUACAUUGUGACAUUGUGGUACCUACUUAUAUUGUUAAUAACAAAGUAUUUACUAUAAACGUUCAGAAAAUUUGAAAAUCAAAAAUCUAGCCAUGAAUUUCUUAUUAAUUAGAAUAUAUAAACAAAAUUUGUCUUAAAUGAUUUUUUUUAAACUGUCCUAAAAGCCAAAGAUCUAGUGAUCAAUCAAUGUUAUGUAUUUUGAACUAGAGCUAC
Molecule: messenger RNA, 9261 nt
Organism: Cinara cedri
Lineage: Eukaryota; Metazoa; Arthropoda; Insecta; Hemiptera; Aphididae
Source: the annotation of a GenBank genome assembly